GACCAGAAGGGGAACAUUGAAAACAGCCGGCCCUUCUUAGUUUAUCAACCACACUCAAAAUUUUUGUCUACCUACUGCUCUUCACUCAAACUCUCGUAAUUAAUGUCUCAUCUACAAAAACUGAACCUUUUUUAUUAGUAGCUCUGCUCUUUAAUUAGCGUGGAUAAUCUUCAUGUCCUUCAACAUCUUGCACCGUUGCAUCGGAGUGAUAUCGAUCAAUGGCUGCGAUUUGUUCGCCUCUCGCUUUUCGAUGUGGACCCCCCUCUGUGUAGAUUGCUUGCAGAACUAGGUGUUCGCUUGCUUUUCCUUUCCUUGUUCUUGCCUUGAAACCAAGAGUUCCGUAUCCAAGUCUACGAUCACUUCUCACACAAUGAGUUACAUACGCUGCAAUGACAAUCCUUUGUUUUCUUCAGAAAAAUUGAUCGAGUUGACCAUUAGUACUACUGCAGCUAUCUAGAGAUCAAGCCCGAGCCCAAUUUUGAUCAUCAAAGUUAGUGACUUCUCAUGUCACCCGCGCGCGUAGUAGUAUAAUAUACCAUGGGAGUUUGAUGCCGGCCAUCUUGAUCCCUAUCAAUGUAUAUCUAUAUAUAUUUUUUCUAUCUUUUUUGUCCUUUAACACAAAUAACAACAUUCCAAAUUAGCCCUCAUCACUUUUAUAAGCACCCUCUUAAUGAUCGCUCCCGUGAUCACCAAUGGAUCCUCACUCUCCAUUCCUCGUGCAAGUUGCACUACUGCUCAGCUUGUUGGCUCUAAGCGCCAGAACACAAGCCGUCAGCGCAGCUGCCAGCAAGAUCUCGCCGCGUGUCUCGCCCUCUCGGGCGUCUCCAAUUUCACCGUCCGCCCGCCGACGCGCCUCAGCAUACUCCAGCCUCCUCAGCUUCUCAUCCAGAACCUCAGGUUCUCCAGCGCUUCAGCGCCUAAACCCGUCGCGAUAAUCCUAGCGGGCACUAAGUUGCACCUGCGGAGCACGAUAGUAAUCUGCCGCCCGCGUGAACGCUAGGCCAUCAGGCUGAGGAGCGGAGGACACAGUAGCGAGGGCCUAUCCUACCUCGCGAGACAGCACACCCCCUUCGCGGUAGUUGCAUUGAUGAACAUGAACCGGGUAUCGUCCACCUGGCGUCCGAAGUCCGUCUGGGCCGAGUCGGGUGCGACGCUGGGCCAAAUUUACCAUGCGGGUCGCUCGCUCGAGCGAUUCUUGGCCCUCAUCGGCCGGUUCUUGCCCCACGUCGGCAGCGGCGGUCACGUAGCGGGCGGCGGGUUCGGGCUGUUGUCGAGGAAGUACGGGCUGGCAGCCGACACCGUCAUCGACGCGGUGAUGAUCGACCCGGCGGCGAAAUUCUGCACACGAAGAACGAUGGGCGAGGACGUCUUCUGGGCGAUCAGAGCGGGGGCGGCGGCGGCGCGCUGGGCGCCGUCUAACGCUUGGAAGCUCCGGCUCCGUCGUGUCCGAAAAACCGUCACGCAACGGCCGAGGGCGUGGGGGGAGAGGUACUCUGGGAAUUAUGAUAGGUUGGUUCCCAAGACUGUUAUUGAUCCGCUUAACGUGUUCAGCAAUGAGCAGAGUAUCCCACCCUUGAGCAUGGCCUCAGUCUCGGGUCCGGGUUCGGGUUCGGGUUCGGGUUCGGGUUAUAGUGUCUUGUGAGAAAUGUACAUGGAAUGUUUUGUAAAGCAAUAGAACCUUGUUAUGGU
Asparagus officinalis (garden asparagus) is the source of this 1689-nucleotide messenger RNA. Its product is annotated as reticuline oxidase-like. Lineage: Eukaryota; Viridiplantae; Streptophyta; Magnoliopsida; Asparagales; Asparagaceae. The record is from RefSeq and is a predicted model, not a curated record. Gene Ontology annotation, molecular function: FAD binding; oxidoreductase activity.